Messenger RNA from Musca domestica (house fly), 1061 nucleotides. Its product is annotated as farnesol dehydrogenase. The coding region runs from base 95 to 841 and encodes 248 amino acids. NCBI's taxonomy places the organism in Eukaryota, Metazoa, Arthropoda, Insecta, Diptera, Muscidae. The record is from RefSeq and is a predicted model, not a curated record. The transcript has 2 exons.
AUUCGAAACUGUGUUAGUAUAAAUUGAGAUAUUGAAACGAUUGGACGUUCAUUUCGACUAACGGGGAAAACAAUCGACACAAAAAUAAUCCGUCAUGGAACGCUGGCAAAAUAAAGUGGCCGUUGUAACGGGUGCUAGUUCAGGCAUUGGUGCAGCCAUUGUUUUGGAUUUAAUAGAAAAUGGUCUUCAAGUUGUGGGCUUGGCCAGGCGAUUGGAACGUGUCGAGGCUUUGUGCGACCAAUUGUCGCCAGAGAAGCAAGGAAAUUUAACUGCCCUGCCAUGUGAUGUCUCCGAUAUGCAAUCUGUGAAUGAAGCCUUCGAUACAAUUGUUGCCAAAUUUGGUGGCAUAGAUAUUUUGGUCAACAAUGCUGGGUGUUUGAAACAAGGUCAAUUGGUAAAUAUGGACGUUAAGGAGAUCCAACAAAUCCUCCAAACAAAUGUGAUGGGCAUUGUUCAUUGUACCCAACGGGCUUUCAUCUCGAUGAAAGAGCGUAGUUUUCCCGGCCAUGUUGUGCUCAUCAACAGUGUGGCCGGUCAUGGAGUUGUGGCACCUGGCGGAACACCUGACACCAAUAUAUAUUGUCCAUCAAAAUUUGCCGUUACAGCAAUGACCGAAAUUUACCGACAGGAAUUUAAGGGCUUGGAUACCAAAAUUAAAGUGACAAGCAUUAGUCCCGGCGCCGUGGAUACGGAUAUUGUACCCGAGAAUGCAAGGCAACUUAUGGGUGAAAACAUGUUGAAGGCCAAAGAUAUUUCAUCGGGAGUGUUGUAUGCUAUUUCAACACCUCCUCAUGUACAAAUUCAUGAAAUGAUUAUAAAACCACUUGGAGAAUUAUUUUAAAUUUAGUUAAUUGUGAAAAUACAGAGCCCAACUGCGGAGGGUCAUUAACAAUCUUCGUAGUUAGUAAUUAUAAAUUGUAAUUCUUAGAUACACAUUUGAAUUUAUAGAGCCUUGUUAAUGUUACGAACAAUUGUUUGUUAUGUAUGAUGGAUUGUAAAUCUUGUAAUUAACAAACAUCUGAAAUUAACAACAAAGCUUGAUUGCAAUGUAUAGAAACAAA